Exophiala spinifera is the source of this 1521-nucleotide messenger RNA. RefSeq lists its product as uncharacterized. The record is from RefSeq and is a predicted model, not a curated record. Gene Ontology annotation, biological process: intracellular iron ion homeostasis. Bases 1 to 1521 code for a protein of 506 amino acids. Lineage: Eukaryota; Fungi; Ascomycota; Eurotiomycetes; Chaetothyriales; Herpotrichiellaceae. The transcript has a single exon.
AUGGCCCCAGGCAUUGCCGCAAACGACGCCAAUGUCGAAAAUGGCCACCACCUGACGAGCCACAGCAAUGGGACCAGCAUCUGGCAGCCUGUGUCUCUUCCCCAGGACGACGACAACAGCAGCAACCGUCUCCCGCGUGCCCCAAUCCAUUUGUAUUCCACGAGUUUGGACGAAGUUCACGAUCUUGUCUGCGUGGGGUUCGGACCCGCGUCACUUGCGAUUGCUGUUGCGCUCAACGACCUACUCGAUGCGCAGGGUCAUGGACGAGAUGUCCAUGUCAGCCCCAAGGUGCGAUUCCUCGAACGACAGAAUACGUUCAAAUGGCAUGCGGGCAUGCUGCUACCAGGGGCAAGGAUGCAGAUUUCUUUCAUUAAAGAUCUUGCCACGCUUCGGGAUCCCUGCAGCUAUUUCACCUUUCUCAACUAUCUGAAACAGCAUAACCGUUUGGUCCAGUUUUCUAACCUGGGGACAUUUCUGCCUUCCCGUCUGGAAUUUGACGACUAUCUCCAAUGGGCUGCGUCACACUUCGAUGAUGUCGUCGAAUACGGACAAGAUGUCGAAUCCAUCCAUCCGCGAAGACUUGCCGGCACAGACAAAUACGACUGUUUCGAAGUGGUCGCUCGUAACCUCUCAACCGGACGCCCUAGCACAUUCUUCGCUCGAAACGUGGUUAUUGCUGCCGGUGGUCGGGCAUCGAGACCCCCCCAAUUUCCGACGUAUCACGACAAGAUUCUACACUCAUCGGAAUACAACACGAGGAUCGAGCAGGUGUUGCCGGAUAAGGAACGACCAUAUCGCAUAGCAGUGAUGGGCGGUGGUCAGAGCGGCGCCGAAGUCUUCAAUGAUCUAAAGGCUCGGUACCCCAAUGCAAGCACCAGGUUGAUCUUCCGCGAUACCGCCCUGCGCCCCAGCGACGACUCACCGUUCGUGAACGAAGUCUUCAACCCGGAGGCGGUAGACAAUUUUUUCGACCAGCCGGACGACUUCCGCAGCGCGACCCUGAAGAAGAACAAGGCCACGAAUUAUAGCGUUGUCAGACUGGAGCUGAUCGAGAAAUUAUAUGAUGACCUUUAUCUGCAAGGCAUCAAACAGCCGGACCGGACAAAGUGGCAACAUCAGAUACUGUCUUCGAGAGACAUCGUCGAAGUCGUUGAUGACAAGGCGACUGGGGGCUUGAUACUCACCUUGACCAACUUGGAGCCCCUCAGCAAUCGAUCAACCGAAAAGGUGCCGGUCGACGCCGUCAUCCUGGCAACCGGCUAUCGCCGUGACGCUCACAUCGACAUGCUGCGAGACUGCCAGAGCAUUAACGCAAAUCGGAACGGUCACUGGCAGCCAGGGCGGGACUAUGGGUUGAAGUUGGACCCGCAUAGCGUGGAUGAGGGGAUGGGAAUAUGGUUACAGGGCUGUAACGAAGGCACUCAUGGGCUUUCUGAUUCACUGUUAUCUAUCGUGUCGACCAGGGGCGGGGAAUUGGUGGAUUCCAUCUUUAGCAAAGAGUUGAAUCUCAAUGGACAUUAG